Notothenia coriiceps (black rockcod) is the source of this 777-nucleotide messenger RNA. Its product is annotated as type II inositol 3,4-bisphosphate 4-phosphatase-like. Gene Ontology annotation, cellular component: cytoplasm. The transcript has 5 exons. NCBI's taxonomy places the organism in Eukaryota, Metazoa, Chordata, Actinopteri, Perciformes, Nototheniidae. The record is from RefSeq and is a predicted model, not a curated record. Bases 361 to 777 code for a protein of 138 amino acids. Gene Ontology annotation, molecular function: phosphatidylinositol-3,4-bisphosphate 4-phosphatase activity.
GCACAUAACAUCAAUUCUGUCCUGCUUUUCUCUUUCAUUCUCACUCCCUCAUCACUCCUCCUUCCCCUCUCUCUCCUGCUCUAUCUCUCUCUUUCUCUCUCCCUCUCUCUCCCUCCCUCCCGCCGCUGCUGCUCCAGGUCCCUCGCCGGUCCCUCUCUUCCGUAUUAGUUUCCAAAAGGCAUCUGUAAUGCUGCCGGGGAGCGCGCUCUGAGGCAGCAGGAAAGCGAGGCGAGCGGAUUGCUAUCUUUGUGACAGCUUCUCUGCGUGGCAGGCUGCGUGUGAACCGGGGAACUGGACUGGACUGUGGUGUUUCGUGGUGGAGGUAGGAGGGGAGGUGGAGGAGGAGGGAGAGCUGGACAGAUGGAGGACGGCACCCAACAACUGGGACACUGCAUGGUGGACAUGAGGGAGCUGAGUGCCAACCCUGAAGGACUGACCGCUGCCGGUAUUAUGCUAACGCCCCAGCUGUCUCAGAUGGAGCUCAGCCUUGCCUGCACGGAUCUGCUGCCCCCCGGCAGAGACAGGAAGCCCAAUGCUUUGGUCCAGGUGUCUGUCAUAGAUCCCCACAAGCAGCUCCUCGUCUCUCAUGCCUGCACAGAGAUAGUGGAGGCGAACAAAGACCCCCUGUUUCUGACAGGAGUGACCUUCCCGUCAGAGUAUCCUGCCAGCCCGGAGACACUAGUCAAGCUAACUGUGUAUGAUGCAAAGGACAAGAGCCAGGAAUCAAUUUUCGGCUCUGGUCGGCUGGACACUGUGUGCCUGUCUGGGUCUCAUUAG